Messenger RNA from Poecilia latipinna (sailfin molly), 6583 nucleotides. It is a transcript of the gene tulp4a, whose product is annotated as TUB like protein 4a. The record is from RefSeq and is a predicted model, not a curated record. Lineage: Eukaryota; Metazoa; Chordata; Actinopteri; Cyprinodontiformes; Poeciliidae. Gene Ontology annotation, molecular function: protein binding. The transcript is spliced from 15 exons. Bases 1146 to 6455 code for a protein of 1769 amino acids.
CUGGAAUAGUCAAGCGAAGCAGUGACAACAAAUGAAGCGUGUCUCCUCUGACAAUAAAGAGCUUGUAUUUUUAUCCACACGUGGCGAAAGAUCAAAGUUAAACCGCUACCGUUGUUGGUAUAAAUAAUUCAGUCGGCUUGGGUCACGUGUCCGUCACGUGUCCCAGCUGUAGGGGCCCUGCCAGUGUACAGUAGCUCUGAGGCUGCAGGCGGAGGAAGCGGCGGCAGCAGCAGCAGCAGCAGCAGCAGCAACACACCGAGCCAAGGAGGAGAACAGGGAGGGUUGGCCAUGUGGUAUUUGUUUGGUCAUGUCAAAGUGAAAGUGAUGCACCGUAGGACUGUGGGAGUGUUAAACUGAAGCAGAGAAGCAGUCAGCCCUCUCCAGAGUCCCCGAGGCAGCUUAAAGAAGCAGACAGGCUGACGUGAUGAGGUUCCCGGGAGAAGCUGCUCCCCUGCGGGCUGACAGCUGAUAGAGGAGGAGACCCUUCUCCUCCUCUCCCACGCGCACUCGGGGACAAACGAGGAGGACCAUGAACGUCGAAACCAGACCCGUUUGAAGAAAAACGUCACUCGGACCAACUGGAGGCGCCGCCUGGUUGAACAUGCUUGUUUUUGGGUGUGGAAGAUGCAGCUUGGUUUUGAUGUCUCUUUUUGCUCUGCUGCUGACAUGAGAGGCGUGGCUUUUGCUACAUUAAAUGUCUAAGUAUUUCUUUUCUUUUUUUUUUUUUUUUCACAUCGCUGGCUUUUGUUGCCUUGUCCUUGAAACUGCAUCAGCCAGGCUGUUCAAAAACAUCACAAUGACUUGAGUGCCUUUUGAUUUUUUUGAUUUUUUUUUUUGCAACCCACUUGGCUAAAUGACACAGUUAAUUCAGCAAUGCUAACGUCCACAGUUUUCCUAUCCUGUUUCUUAGUUUCGGGGAAGUUUUGAUUGAUCACCUUUACUCACUGUCGCAGAUAGCCAAAGGAAAGCAUAAGUACUAUGCACCGUAGUUGCUCACGCAGAUCCUAUACAAAACCAUUAACCUCACAGGAAGAGAGGCAGUCGUAACAGCACCCGAACCCGGACGAAGAACCUCUCCCCUCUCUCUGUGUAGUCGUUUUUGUUUUUUUGUUUUUUUUAUUGAGGGGGUUCUGAGAGCCGCAGGGAUGUUUGCUUCCGUGGAGCAUGGCCCGGUGCUCUGUAGCGACUCCAACAUCCUGUGUCUGUCCUGGAAGGGCCGAGUGCCCAAGAGCGAGAAGGAGAAGCCGGUGUGCAGGAAGCGGUACUACGAGGAGGGCUGGCUCGCUACCGGGAACAGCCGGGGGGUCGUCGGGGUCACGUUCACGUCCAGCCACUGCAGACGGGACCGGGCCACACCGCAGAGAGUCAACUUCAACCUCAGAGGACACAACAGUGAGGUGGUAUUGGUGCGGUGGAAUGAGCCUUUCCAGAAACUGGCCACAUGUGACACAGACGGAGGGAUUUUUGUAUGGAUUCAGUACGAGGGUCGCUGGUCUGUGGAGCUCGUCAACGACCGUGGAGCUCAGGUGAGUGACUUCACCUGGUCGCAUGAUGGAACGCAGGCUCUCAUCUCGUACCGUGACGGCUUUGUCCUGGUGGGCUCUGUCAGCGGACAGAGACAUUGGUCUUCUGAGAUAAACUUGGAAAGUCAGAUUACCUGUGGAAUCUGGACUCCUGAUGACCAGCAGGUGUUGUUCGGCACAGCAGAUGGACAGGUCAUAGUCAUGGACUGCCACGGGCGUAUGUUGGCCCAUAUUCUCCUCCAUGAGUCCGAUGGCAUUGUUGGCAUGUCAUGGAACUACCCCAGCUUCCUGGUGGAGGACAGUAGUGAGAGUGACACGGACUCCGAUGAUUACACUCCACCCAAAGUGCACAGUCAGAAACCACUGCUGACGGUCAGCUUCACCUCUGGAGACAUCAGCCUGAUGAAUAGUUACGAUGACCUCUCACCCACACUGAUCCGAACCGGUUUGAAAGAUGUUGUAGUCCAGUGGUGCUCUCAGGGCGACCUUUUGGCAGUGGCAGGGAUGGAGAGAACAGUCCUCCUGUCCUCCGACGCUCCAUGUUCUCCACCCACCAAGAACGCCAUUGUCAAGUUCUACAAUGUUAGAGGGGAUCACAUCUACACACUAGACACACCAGCACAGCGCCCCAUCACUACGCUCUGUUGGGGUCACAGAGACUCGCGUCUGUUCUUGGCGUCAGGCCCGGCGCUCUAUGCAGUUCGAGUGGAUCACCGGGUUGCUGCGCUACAGCUUCUCUGCCAGCAGGUCAUCGCCACAGCCGUGAAGGAGGAGAAAGAUGUCGCCAAGCUCACCAUGCCUUCCCGGCUCUGUACAUACGUCACUGCUGCUUUCGCCCCCACCAUCAAGCCGCCCAUCCCAGAUCCCAACAACAUGCGGGACUUUGUGAGCUACCCGACAUCCGGGAACGAGCGACUGCACUGCACCAUGAAGCGCACGGAGGAUAACCCGGAGGUGGGCGGGCCGUGCUACACGCUGUACCUGGAGUACUUGGGUGGUCUGGUGCCCAUCCUGAAGGGUCGACGGAUAAGUAAGCUGCGCCCCGAGUUUGUCAUUAUGGACCCCAAAACGGAUGGAAAAACAGAUGAGAUAUACAGCAACAGUCUGAUAUCAGCCAUGAUAGACAGCUGUAACUGCUCAGACUCCAGUGAUAUUGAGCUCAACGACGACUGGGUUGGCAAGAAAUCUCCAAAGAUAUCCAGAGGAAGCAAAUCUCCUAAACUUCCCAGAGACUUAGUUUGUCCCUUUACCAACAGGAUAAAUAUUGACCCCAGAAAAUCACCCAAGCUGUCCCGAGCAACACAAGAAAUCUCUAGGUCGCCACGGUUACCCAUAAGAAAACCCUCGAUUGGUUCACCGAGUCUCUCACGGAGAGAAUUCCCUCUGGAUGACAUCAAUCAGCAAAAUUACCUUGCUCAGGUCACAUCCAAUAUUUGGGGAACAAAGUUUAAGAUAGUGGGACUGGCCGCAUUUUUACCUACCAAUCUCGGUGCAGUUAUCUAUAAGACCAGCCUCCUCCAUCUGCAGCCCAGACAAAUGACCAUCUACCUGCCUGAGGUGCGCAAAAUCUCCAUGGAAUACAUCAACCUGCCCGUUUUCAGCCCCAAUGUCUUCAGUGAGGACGAGGACGACCUUCCUGUCUCGGGCCCCGCUGGAAGCACUGACGACAACCCCCCCUGUACUGUAAACAUCCCCAUCGCCCCCAUCCACAGCCCUGCCCAGGCCAUGUCCCCUGCCCAAAGCAUCGGCCUGGUCCAGUCUCUGCUAGCCAAUCAGAACGUUCAGCUUGAUGUCCUUAGUAAUACGACAGCAGCUCCUUCCGGAGCAUCGGCUAGCAGUUCGGACCAAAGCCAGGACGCCAUAUUGUCGGCUCAGUACACCGUGCCCACCAGGUAUUCCAGUCCGGGUCAGGUCAUUUUUGGGGGGCUGGACGUAGGUCGGCUAAUGGUUGGACCACCGCCGACCCAUCAUCCUUCGCAACAACAACAACAACAACAACAACAGAGUCAGCAGCAGCAGCUUCUACAACAUCAACAAAUCCAGCACCACCACCAACAACAGCAGCAGCAGCAAAUCCCCCAGCAGCAGCACCAUCUACAGCAGCAGCAGCACCAUCUACAGCAGCAGCAGCACAUUCAACAGCAGCUGCAGCAGCAGCUUCAGCAACACAUACAGAUGCAGCAGCAUCAACAAAUGCAGUUACAGCAACAGCAGCAGAUGCAUCACCAGCUGCAGUCUCAGCAGCACCAUCUUCAGCAGCAGCUUCAGAUCCAGAUCCCUGCUCCGUCCCUGUCACCGGGGCAACCUUCGGGAACGGCCCUGCACCAGCUGCAGCCGGGGGCCCUGCAAAUACAAAUCCCCCACCAGCCGGCCGAGUUAGUUGUUGACAGAACGGCAGGCGGGGAGCACGAACACCUGCUGAAGAUCAAAACCACUCGGUCAACGCCACAGCUAGCUGACGCCGAUACAGUGGUGUUCAGCGCUCCUUUGGAGCUCAGCAAAAUGAACCCGCCGCCUCCUUACCCCGGGACCGUGGCCGCGGCAGUUGCUGCUGCUGCUGCUGCAGCUGCUGCUGCUUCACCGUCGACGUCCAACGCAGCUUCCAGCUCCUCGUCUGGAACAGAAGGGGGCGCUAGUGGAACUCCUCCCCCUAGCGAGCUCUGCGUGAAGAAGGGUGACUUCAAACUUUAUCCUCCAGGUCAGCAGCAACUACAGUACCCCACGCCUCUGGGCUACGAGAGGAUAACGACGUUUGACAGCAGCGGGAACGUGGAAGAAGUGUGUCGCCCUCGAACACGCCUCGUCUGCAACCAGAAUGUGUACACGCUCCAGGGACCUGGCAACUCUGCCACGCUCAGGGUCACUUCCUCUUCAUCGUUGUCUGCAGCCGACAAGAAAAUCCAGCUGCCCUACACCUCUGCUACACUCAACAGACUCACCGCACCCCGCUACUCCAUACCAAGCGGAGACCCACCCCCUUACCCCGAUUCGGCCAAUCAGAGCGGAGCCGCCGGGAGGAAUCCGAACCAGCGACUCGACAGCAGCUUGAUCCACGCCACCCUCAGGAGGAACAGCCGAGAGGCCGCGCUUAAAGUCUCCCAGAUGCUGGAACCGCCACGACCGCUUCCUCCGAAGGCUAAAAACAGUCCACUAGCGCCCUCCUUCCAGCAGAGGGUGCCAACAGCCUUAUACACGUGCAGCCAGUGCAGCAGUGGAUCAAGUGUUGGCAGUAGUGCUCCAGGGAGCGCUAAUGGGAUAGCAGGGGGAACGAUUAUCAGGCAAGAUUUCCCUCCAGGGAACGGCGCUCCACACAGCACAGUGAUAGUUCACUCCAGCAGCGCCGCUGCUCUGGCCUCCCAGUCCUCAUACAGCCUGAUGAGCUCACUGGAGGGGUCCGGGAGUGCAGCGGGAGCAGGAGGGAACAGAGACCGGGCUGAGUAUGUUAACUCGGCUUUUACUGAGGAUGAAACACUCAACCAGUCGCUGAGGCAUUUGGUAAUUGGAGGAAAUGAUGCAUCAGGGCUUGUCAUCAAACGCCCACCUCCCUACCAGUGGGACCCGACUGGCACAGAGGAGGUGUGGAUACCUCAAGAGAGGACAGCAAAUGCCCCCCCUGGAGCGCACAAGCCUCCGCCCCUCAUUCUCAGCCCGACUCAGCACUUGGAUGUUACCAGACUGCCUUUUGUUCUUUCUCCAAAGUCUCCCACCAGCCCUGGCGCUGCAUCAUUCCAGGCUGCAGCAGCAGCAGCAGCAGCUACAGCUACAGGCUACCAAAUCUCUCUGCAGUACCCCCCAGCAGCAGCCUAUGCUGGAGCUCAGCUCCAACCCAUCCCAGGGUCGCCGCGCCCCUGCGCCUCCCCUAAGGAAGUUGUGGCACCCGUGGCCCUCUCACAGCAGGACGCGACCCUUGUCUUGUCGCCGGGUUACUCUCCAAACAUAGCAAACCUCGCCUGCUGUCCCCUUCCUCCCUUGUAUCCCGGAGGAAGUUCCUGUGCUGGAAUCCCCAUCCCUCCCAUCGCCCUUCACACACCGUGGGGAACGUACAACCCUUGUCCGCCUAUGCCCAGUCCUGCAGUGCCACUACCACCCAAAGCCUCCCACGUAUCAGCAGACAAAAAUGUUCUCUCACCUCCUCCUCCACCUCCUCCACAGCCUCCACCACCAGCAGCAGACCCACAGAGCCACGGGGCGUUACAGGAGACAAUAGCAGAGCCAGGGGACGCUUACCAGGAGGUGUUGUCUUUGACUGAGAGCCCUGUACCACAGCGGUCCGAGAAGUUCAGCAAGAAGAACCGCAAGCGGAUGGACGGCCGGGCGGAAGAGGCCAACGUGUCUCAGUUAGCCGAAGGCAGCAAGUCGAAGAAGGAGGGCAGGGCUCUGGGGGAUUUCAACUCGCUGAUCUCCAGCCCUCGACUGGGAGGAAGAGACAAGAAGAAGCUGAAGGGGCAGAAGGAGCAGCAAAUGAAGGCGAAGAAGCUGAGUAAGGCCACAACCAACAGUGAGUUCCAGGACAGUUCAGAAAGCGAGCCGGAGCUUUUCAUCAGCGGCGAUGAGCUCCUUAAUCAGUGCCAGAGCGGGAAAAAGGGCUGGAAGAGUAAAAGGAACCUGAGGGCUGCUAGCGAGCUUGAUGAAAUAAAGUGCCGGAAAGCCAAUGAGAAGGAAGACAGAGGACUGGGCAGCCAAGGGUUUGUGUACGUGAUGGCCAACAAGCAGCCUCUGUGGAAUGAAGCCACACAGGUCUACCAGCUGGACUUCGGAGGCCGAGUCACGCAAGAGUCGGCCAAGAACUUUCAAAUCGAACUGGAGGGUCGGCAGGUGAUGCAGUUUGGUAGGAUUGAUGGCAAUGCCUACAUCCUGGACUUCCAGUACCCCUUCUCUGCGGUUCAGGCUUUCGCAGUGGCUUUGGCCAACGUCACCCAACGCCUCAAAUGAGACGUCCCCUCCCAGCACACCCCGACUCAUCCCAUGAUUUUAAAUGCAGCCUGCUGAAGGAGCACAGUUGUUUGCUUUGGAGAUUCAUACACUCUAAUAAACUCAGUGGAUUUUGGAGAAAAAAAAAA